AUGGCGGGCGCCGCCCGCAGCCCAACCCACUCCCGCAUCCCCUGUCUCCGGCUGGAUCCCGGCGAUGGCGAGCCCCCCACCUUCUCCCCCGUCUGGAUCCCGGCGACGCCCCGCUCUCACCUUCUCCCCGGCUUGAUUCCGGCGCCGCGCUCGCCUCCACCUUCUUCCCGGCGCCGCCCCGCCCCCACCUUCUUCCCUGCGCCGUGCCCGCCCCCACCUUCUUCCCGGUGCCGCGCCCGCCCCCCACCUUCUUCCCGGCGCCGCGCCCGCCCCCCACCUUCUUCCCGACGCCGCGCCCGCCCCCACCUUCUUCCCCGCGCCACCGCCCCACCCCACCUCCCCUGCAUCGCCGUCCACCGCCUCCCUCCCCGCACCGACGGCCGCCGCAUCCCUCCCCCGCACCGACGGACGCCGCAUCCCUUCCCCGCACCGACGGCCGUUGUAUCCCUCCCCGUGCAGACGGCCGCUGCAAGCUCCUCCCGCUCAUGGCCGCCGCAAGCUCCUCCCGGACGCCAACCUCCACCCCGCCUUCCCCCUCCGUUCUCCCUCACACUCGGGCGGCAGCCAUCCUUCUUCCACGAGCGCGACACCUCGAUCCACGGCCGGCCGACCUCCCUCGUCCCAUUUGCUGACCGCCAUCCAUGUCGUACCAUUUUUUCUGCAAGAAAACCAACUUGGACUUCGUUGACGGCCUUUGCACCAUUUUCAGCGCCAACAGCUCCUUCCUUUGCCAUUGAUACAUCCAUCGACAUGUACUGAGUGUUCCUUUGCAAGUUCAAUUACUGUCAUCGCACAAGUUCAGAAGUUUGAUUUUGUGAAGAAGUAUGAAAAUUCUCAGUGCAAAUGUGGAAAACCAGAAAAUUCUAAUAAUGGUGUACCAAAAGUUCAAGGAUAGUAAUCCGGGGACGUGGGAGCAACUGCUGAUGGAGGCGGAGUCAAAAUCUCGUGACUGUCUGCUGCAGAUCUUCAGCAUGGACUUCGAUGAAGACACCUCUGAUGUUAAUGCGCUUCCGCAUUUUAAUAAACAAGUUACAGAAUUUCAGUUCCUCGGUACUUAUAAGAUCUUCAGAUGAUGGCAGAGGAUGCCCAUGUGUACUGUGUACAAGCCAUCCAGCCAUGUAUAAGGAUCCAAUGGAAGACUGGAUUUGGUUGUUGUUAAUUAGCAGCCACCUAAGCCUAGCAAUUGACCAUGGAGCACGUACUGGAUCCCUGACACGAUGCAAUUAGUCAUCGUGUGUCGACGACUGAUUUAUUUUGUUUUGUACAAGUUAAAACAUCAGUGGCCAUAGGGAAGGAGACCUUCCCAGAUCGUGAUGACUGAUUUAUUUUGUUUUGUUUUGCUAGGUGUUUUUAAGUGUCACAGACGACGUGUUGUCUCCUGGCAUCUGGAUUAGCUGCCGACUGCAAAUAAACGGUAUUGCCAGAGUACUGUCUAGUCUGAAGCCAACUACACAUUCGCACAUGAGUCGUUGCUCCUGAGGUGCUCUAAUUAGCAAUAGAAAAUGACAAGGGAGUGCAUCCAAAAGAUAGGUGGCAAGCAUGCCUGCUACGGUGUGUUGAUAACUGAAUUGAAGGAUCUUUAGUAUAUGAACCACAAAAAAAAGAGGUGCAUCCCGUACAAACAAAGAAGUGCAUGCAGUACAUCAGCUCAAGAUCCAAUGGUUCAAUUAUCUUAUGGUUUGGCAAAAUGCUUCUCUUGCAGGUUUUUUGUUUUGCUGUAAUUUUCAUUUAUAUCAGGAUGUAACACCAUCUCUGAAACAAAUGCAUAUGUUCAGUUAAGAACUUGGCGUGGUGGGUGUACUGUUGAUAAUCUGAACUUGUUUCUCUCAACUACAGAAAACAUGUAACCUUUGUUGUGCUGCUCUGCAGUUUCUCCAGAAAAUAUGGAUUGUUUCGGUUUAAGUA
This is a messenger RNA of Triticum aestivum (bread wheat), 1905 nucleotides long. Its product is annotated as basic proline-rich protein. The transcript has 4 exons. Lineage: Eukaryota; Viridiplantae; Streptophyta; Magnoliopsida; Poales; Poaceae. Bases 1 to 759 code for a protein of 252 amino acids. The record is from RefSeq and is a predicted model, not a curated record.